CCUUAUCGUCAAGCGGCCCACAUCAUGAGACAACAAACCAAGUAUGGAUUCCACUUGUCCAAGGCAGGCUCAGAAGCGUAAAACGUUGCGGAGGUCGAGAUUUGGCUGCCGAAACUGCAAACUUAGAAAACUCAAGUGCGACGAAGACAAACCACAGUGCCAGAGAUGUAGUUUAUUUGGGUUGUUAUGCAACUUCACGUCCAAUGUUCCUGAUCUGCAGCCGGUCGCCGAUGAUUCAAUAAGGCCAUUGAUGGUUCCAAAAAGAGCAGAUCCUCGACGUCCUAUUACCAAUGCUGUUUGGACAUCUGACGCAUCAUCAUUCUAUGGUUUGAACACAAAAUGUCAAGACUUCAUAACCCGGUAUCUGGGGAGAAGUCUCAUCACUCCAGAUGACCCCAAUAUGGUAGUAGUCAACCGAGAGCUUUUGGCACUCGCCUUCACCCACCCUUUCCUGAUGCACGCCUCCUUAGCCGUGGCGCUUGCGUAUGACCACUAUCUGAAUAGCUCGUCAAGCGGUCGUCGCACUCUGGAGGAGUGCUACCACUGCUCCCAAAGCACAUCUCUCUUCAACAGACGGUUAAGGGAGCCGGUCGAAACGAAAGAUAAGGAUGCGAUAUGGGGCACUGCAGCUGCUCUAGCUCUCUUGGCCUUCGCGUCCCCUGAUGCGUCUACGCCAGCAGAAUCGUGGCCCCUAAAGCCUUCUGACCCGUCGGAUUUGGAGUGGUUGCGGAUGGGCAAGGGGAAAAUGUCGUUGUGGCCUGUAAUUAACCCGCUACGACCCGACAGCCUUUUUCGCGUCAUGGCGGGAACUUAUGCUCAAAUGAACUCACCCAUGCUAGAGGAAGGCAUAGAUGGUAUAUCAAAGGCCUUGGCUUUUGUGUGUCAUCUUGAGGAUUCAUCUACGGCAGAAAACAAUCCGUAUUUCAGUGCCGCCCAUGCACUAUCCCAGAUUCAGAACCUCCCGGAUAGCCAGAUCACAGUAGGUCUGACAGAACUCUUCACGCGCAGCAUACAAGGCCCUUUUCAAGCCCUGUUGGAGGGGAAGGACCCCGUCGCGCUUUUGCUCUUGUAUUUAUGGUACCACAAAGCACGCCGUAGUAUAUGGUGGGUUGAGUUGAGGGCUAGAGUGGAAUGUCCUUCUAUUUGCUUAUACCUACGGCUAUACCACUUUGAAUAUAGUGCUGUACAGGACUUCCUCCCAGGAGGACCUCUUGCGGACAACUGGAGUUUUAUGAUAACUGAGAGAACUCUGCUGUGUAUCCAGUACUAACUAUUCAAACCUGGCCUGUAAAGGCCGGAUCCUGUAUAUAAAUAACAAAUAAUUUUGCUAUCUCUAGAGUGAUAGUCGGGGCCUUUUUAGAUUAGGU
Cucurbitaria berberidis CBS 394.84 is the source of this 1367-nucleotide messenger RNA. RefSeq lists its product as uncharacterized. The transcript is spliced from 3 exons. Bases 44 to 1270 code for a protein of 408 amino acids. Gene Ontology annotation, biological process: regulation of transcription by RNA polymerase II. NCBI's taxonomy places the organism in Eukaryota, Fungi, Ascomycota, Dothideomycetes, Pleosporales, Cucurbitariaceae. The record is from RefSeq and is a predicted model, not a curated record. Gene Ontology annotation, molecular function: zinc ion binding; DNA-binding transcription factor activity, RNA polymerase II-specific.